AUGGUUAGGAAGAUAAUAGUAGUCGGCAUACGUCACUAUGAAGAUCCAUUUGAUAUACAUGUGACUAACAAGAGUGGGCCGCCAGCAGGAUGCGGCCAUCAGAGGAACAGAUCUCUGGAUUCUGUUCUCCAAAGGAUCCCGGAGGAUAUGACUCCGACUUCUCCCGAUGGAGCACAGUUAAGGAUUUCUGGAGAUGUACCGGCGCCCAGGCUGGCACUUCCACCCGAAGUGCCAACAGGAUCAGAUGAUUCCGGGAUUCACACUCCACCUGAUGCAAACGACGAAGACAGACCACCAGCCCCCGCUGCCGCAAGAUCCAGGGAAAGCCUAGACUCUGGCAAUCCAGAUGAAACAGAAAAACCACCCGACCCACCCGAUGUAGAUACAAACGCAAUCUGUAUAUCAGAUUCAGCGAAAUCAAAAGACUUUCUACUGCGUCUAUUCGAAAGUAAACUGUUCGAUAUGAGCAUGGCUAUCUCAUAUCUGUUUAAUUCUAAGGAACCCGGUGUUCAAACCUACCUAGCAAACAAAUUAUUUUCAUUUUCAAACGAAGAUGUAGACUUUUACCUUCCACAAUUAGCAACGAUGUACAUAGAAAUGGGGGACGUAGCGGACGUUCUGAAGCCGUAUUUGGUUUACCGAUGUAAACAAAGUGCUGAGUUUUCAUUAAGGCUUGCGUGGUUGCUGACAGCGUUCUGUGGGGAUGCUAAGAGGUCCAGGGCGACGAAGUUGAGAGAUUCCAUACUAGCCGACGAAAUAAGGCCAGCGGCUAGGAGAGGUCACCAUCGAUCGCAGUCGGACGCGUCGGCUUUAAGGCUGGCGACGCCGUCCGGAAGACACUUGGGCGAUCUGACGUCGGGGCGCGCCUUCGACAGCGGCUGUGUGUGUAGUAGUGCGUGUGGGGAACAGUGCUCAUGUGGCGCCCCCAGACUUGAACCGCAGAAACAGUUUCUCACAGCUCUCACAAACAUCGGUCGUCGUCUGGCUGGAGUCGCUGAUAAAGAAAGGAGGAAUGGUCGUUUGAGGGCAGAAUUAGCCACUUUAGACCUCAACCUACCAGCCAGGGUCUGGCUACCUCUGCAUCAGAAACCGCACUACAUACUACGAAUACCGCCCCACGCUGCCGCUGUACUUAACAGCAAGGACAAGGCGCCGUAUAUAAUGUACGUGGAAGUAUUAGAAACAGAUGGCCACGAGCCGCUGCCUCCUCGUCUAUUGCCCCCCGCUCCCCCCGCGCCUCAUUCGCCUCCGAUCAGACAUACCAAGAGCGAAGAGAAUCUAGUACCGGAGUGGCCGACACUGUCACUGUACUCGCCAUUGGACGACUCGGACGCUGGAGACUGUUGGAGUCAUGAUGAUGACGAGCUCCGGGCACAGUAUGCCGCCAAACAACCCGCCCCUGACAGCCUUUCACAGAUGUCAGCGGUGUCGGCUGUAUCUGUAGCGUCAGUGCAGUCUACGUCAUCGUGCGGGUCGCGUGAGUCGCUGGCGGUGGGCGCGGGCGAGGUCCGCCGGCGGCUGGCCGACGCGACAGCAGCGCCGCCACCGAACGCGUUCAAACACGACCCAGCGGACCCCUCGGCUGUCGCUCUCAAGGAAUCGUGGGAAAGCAAGUUAUCCAGAAUGCGUUCAUCUUCUCCGUACGGUGGGCUCUCCGGUUGGAGGUUGCUGGGUUGUAUCGUGAAGGUCGGAGAUGAUCUAAGGCAGGAGAUACUGGCUGCGCAGCUUUUGAGGAGGUUGCAGGCAGUGUGGGACAUGGAACGAGUCCCGCUCAGACUGAGGCCAUAUGAGAUACUGUGUCUUGAUAAGGAGUCCGGACUUAUACAGCCUGUAUUGAACUCAGUGUCUCUGCAUCAAAUAAAGAAGCAGUCUGGACGAUCAUUACGAGCUUGGCUUGAGCUUGAACAUGGCCCUCCAACCACCGAAGGGUUCUUAAGAGCACAGAACAACUUCGUUGAAUCAGCAGCAGCAUAUGCACUUACAAGCUACUUGUUACAGCUUAAAGACAGACACAAUGGAAACAUUUUGUUGGAUAGCGCAGGUCACAUCAUACACAUUGACUUCGGGUUCAUAUUUUCGAUUUCGCCAAAGAAUCUUGGUUUUGAGAGUUCGCCGUUUAAGUUGACGCCGGAAUUCGUUGAAGUGAUGGACGGUGAGAGCUCGGACAUGUUCGCGUACUUCAAGAUACUCAUACUGAGAGGACUUAUAGCGGCGAGGAAACACUGCGACCAGAUCAUACACCUAGUAGAUAUUAUGAGGAUGGCGGGUCAGCUGCCGUGUCUCCGCAGCAGCACGGCGGUGUCUUCGUUCCGCGCGCGUUUCCACCCGGGACGUACGGAGCAGCAACUAAGGACUUUAGUUGACCGACUAGUGAGGGACGCGCUAAACUCACUCUCAACACGACUAUACGACAACUAUCAGUACUACACUAACGGCAUACUCUAG
Danaus chrysippus (African queen) is the source of this 2445-nucleotide messenger RNA. The record is from the annotation of a GenBank genome assembly. NCBI's taxonomy places the organism in Eukaryota, Metazoa, Arthropoda, Insecta, Lepidoptera, Nymphalidae.